AUGGAGAGAGUCCAUGAAGAAGAAGAUGGAGGUGAUAGUGAUGGUGAUGCCGAUGAGGGAUUUUCGGAGCGAUUUUCAUCUAUCAUGUUGGAGAUAUACCAAGUCGAGCUCCUAAGCAAGAAGCACAACAAUAAGUUUUUUUUCCUUUUCCGAGAUAAGUACAACCAUAAAGAUUUGGAAGGGAAAAUUAUCUCGUUGGUCGAAAGAUAG
Molecule: messenger RNA, 210 nt
Organism: Dovyalis caffra
Lineage: Eukaryota; Viridiplantae; Streptophyta; Magnoliopsida; Malpighiales; Salicaceae
Source: the annotation of a GenBank genome assembly